CGAGAGAGAGCUGGGCGGGGUCUCUUCGGGAGGAGCCGCGGUUGUUCGCUGUCUCGGCGGAACACUUUGGUGCAAGCAAUCCGAGCCGCUCUCGACCACCCGGCUCGCCAGGCAAAGUUCUGUUGAUUUGUGAACCAUGCGUGAAUACAGUGAAAGCAAGGAGACAUGUGUGACCAUCUGUCUCAAAUACCUGCUGUUCAUCUUCAACUUCUUCUUCUGGCUGGCAGGAGGAGCUGUGAUGGCAGUGGGCAUUUGGACCCUGGCUGAGAAGAGUGACUACAUUAGUCUCUUGCAGUCUAAUAUAUACCUGGCAACAGCCUACAUUCUGGUGGUGGCAGGUGCUGUUGUCAUGAUUACUGGCAUAUUGGGUUGCUGUGCAACCUUCAGGGAACAACGGAGUCUGCUGAAAGUGUAUUUCAUACUGCUGCUCUGCAUCUUCCUGCUUGAGAUAAUUGCUGGAAUCCUGGCCUGUGUCUAUUACCAGCAGCUGAACAACGAGCUGAAGGAAAAUCUGAGAAACACAAUAAUCAAGAAGUAUAGGAAGGAAGGAGAAGAGAGUGUGACUAAUGCGGUGGACAAACUUCAACAGGAGUUUAAGUGCUGCGGCAGUCAUAAUUACACAGACUGGAGUGACAGCUAUUGGUACAAAGUUGAAAAGGAAGGAAGGAAGGUCCCAGACAGCUGCUGCAAGACAAUAACUGAAACAUGUGGUAGAAGAGAUCAUCCUUCAAAUAUCUACAAAGAGGGUGGCUGUAUCACAAAGCUGGGAAACUUUAUCCAGGAACACUUGAUAAUUAUCGGAGCUGUGGGACUCAGCAUUGCAUUUGUACAGAUAUUUGGGAUGUGCUUUACUUGCUGUCUGUAUAAUAGCUUGAAGUUAGAGCCUUACUAAGAGCUCAUGGAUUGCCCACCUGUUCAAUUCCUUCACGUUCCAGCCCAUCACCCUGAUCUUUUCUACAGCAGCACAGAACUAUCAACCUUUCCAGGACUUUGCUGCUUCAAGGAACAUCACUGUAGGUUCACCCAGUGUCUCUGCCAGAAAUAAUAGUCCUCCUUGAGUCAGUAAGGAGGGAAUUCAAUGCUCAGCUAAGUUAUUUUUUCCCCCCACUCCAACAUAAUGGAGCUGUAGAAUGCAAUCUGGUUGAAUUCUUUACAAGCACACAAUCUGAAAGAGUUCCUCAGAGCUCCCAAGGACAUGGUACCUCAGAGCUCCCAAGGACAUGGUACCUCCCAAGGACAUGGUCCCAAGGACAUGGUACCUUUCUCCCAAACCAUCAAUCAAGGUCUUUGAGCUCUGAGAUAUGACAACUGAGCAUUGUGUGCAUGCAGUAGAUGCUUUCUUCCUUUUCCUAAAUAUAAUGUCUUUCUGGAAGUUUUCAUGACAUCUUACCCAAGAGAAUAGCUCUAUCUGUCAAUAGAUACUUCUACUGGGAAAAUUUUCCUCCUGAUCUCCUACAGGAUGCUACCCAGAGAUGGAUGAAUAAGGUUCCCUGCACAUUUUUUCCCCCUUCGAGGAAUAUUUUUGUCCUGGAGAAAAAUAUUCUUUUGUGUUUCUCAAACCAAGUGUUGAAAGACAUUAUUUUGUUCACAUAAUUAGAAAUUUUCAACUUUAAAAAAAUAUAUCAAAAACUGAUUUCGUGCUCAAGGAAGGCUGUUGAAAUAAUCCCACUUUGUGGAAUGCAGUAGUAACUUUUCAUAGAAUUAGAUCCAUUUCCAGAAUGACAUCUCUUUUCAUUGGGGAAAAAUAUAUUAUCAAGUUUGAAGACUGAUAUGAAAGUCUCAUUUACCAGCCAGGUAUGACCCGAUAGGAAGAGAUCCACAACUUUGCUCAUUAGGAUUCAUUAGGAAAAAUAAAUGUUGAGUAGGUGGUGUCUUUUCUAAAAAGGGAUCCUUAAAAAUUGAUCAGCAAAGUGAUCACUGCCUCUUUGCAGCCAUAGUAAUACUCCAUCUGUUGCCGUGGAGGAGGCUGACCGGGCGCUGGCUCCCACCACUGGAUUUAUUAGAUUUCCCAAGAAUUCAUCCACAUGGAGAAUUCCUAGAGAAGAUGCCUAUCCUUUAAAGUUCUUCGGGGUCCAAUUGGCAUAGCCAUUGCUAGAACAUUUCUUGUCCCUUCCUCCUUCCCAUUUUGGGUUUCAAGUAUAAAGUUUUUUAGUUAAUGCACAUUUGCCCCUCAUCCACAGCAAUGGGCACUUGAGUGUGCAUUUUAAAGUGUUCGCUACGGAUUGUGGUUCCUACAGCCCCUGGCCAUUAGCCAUGCCAGUUGGGUUUUUUGGGGAGAUGCAGUCCAUACAGUAUUCAUAGGGGGUAGAUUGCCUAUCCCUGGUUAACAGACUACUGCCUGUAAGGUCUGUGAUGCUUUGGAGCCUAGCAGGGAAACUGUUGUUUGGUUUAUUUGGAAGCUGUUAGUACCAUUCUCCAUUUUCCCCAUCUCUUCCCUUAUCGGUUCUUUUGACAGAAUUGGCAACAAGGGAAGUCACUUGAUCUGAGACUUUUUUUUUUCAGCCAGGACCUUUGUAUAUUCCCUACCCCACUGCAAAAUCACUAUUCAUUCUCUCAGAGAAAGGAAAGGUGGAAAAAAGUAUUUUUUAAAAUCUCUUUCUUUACUGCAAAUACUGUACCUAACAUUAACUCACACUGUUCUGAAACUUCCAUGUUGUUGUUUUGAGUCCAAGAGACGAAUGUUCAGAAAGCAAAUGGGAAGAUGAGAAGACAAAUCUUCCUUUUGUAAAUGUUCACACAGGAAGGGAGGGGGGAAAGCUAUUCUCAUUGUAAAGGUUGACAGGUCUUAAAUUAUUGGCAGAAAUUCAUUUCUAUAAUUAGGGGUGAAUUAUUUCCUGAAUACGACAUGGUGUGUUCCUUGAGAAAUGAGUUAUUAAUUAAACUACUGCUAUGAUAGCUUGAAAUGAUGUUUGACUACUGAAAUGUACACGCACAUUGGCUAGCUUUCUUUCCCCCUUCUUUCUGGGAAUCAAAUAGUGCCAUGGUAUAAGCAGACCAGAUAUGCUGACUGGUAAGCUGUGCCUGCUCUUUUUUUUCUUUUUUUAAUAUAUAUGUAUAUAUUAACCAUGCUUAAAUGCGGUUUAUGUUGCUGGCCAAUAAAGUUAAACAUGUCUUUAUUUAUAAAG
Molecule: messenger RNA, 3125 nt
Organism: Protobothrops mucrosquamatus (brown spotted pit viper)
Lineage: Eukaryota; Metazoa; Chordata; Lepidosauria; Squamata; Viperidae
Gene: CD151
Product: CD151 molecule (Raph blood group)
Exons: 8
Coding region: 137-892 (251 amino acids)
Cellular component (GO): membrane
Source: RefSeq, a predicted model, not a curated record